Molecule: messenger RNA, 1104 nt
Organism: Myotis lucifugus (little brown bat)
Lineage: Eukaryota; Metazoa; Chordata; Mammalia; Chiroptera; Vespertilionidae
Gene: FOLR1
Product: folate receptor 1
Exons: 4
Coding region: 246-1004 (252 amino acids)
Biological process (GO): fusion of sperm to egg plasma membrane involved in single fertilization; cell adhesion; sperm-egg recognition
Cellular component (GO): external side of plasma membrane
Molecular function (GO): signaling receptor activity
Source: RefSeq, a predicted model, not a curated record
UGUAUGUAUCACUUGAUCCUCAUGACCACAUGGAGAAGUCAGGGAGGCCCCACCCAGGACUGUCCCAGAAGGUGGCGUCUGGUCCCACCCCUCAUUGAGGCUGGGAAGACUGAGGAGCGGCGGGAGGGUGUAAACUGCCCCAGGCUUCCUGGAGGCUCCACCUACUGGAUCUGUUCAUAUACCUUGAGGCCCCACCUCCACUUUACUUGGUGUCACCAACUACAGCUCUUCCUUCAGGGACUGACAUGGCUUGGACGUUGACAACACAGCUGUGGCUCCUUCUGGUGUGGGGGGCCGAAGUAUGGGCAGCCGGGCCCAGGACUGAGCUUCUCAAUAUCUGCAUGAAUGCCAAGCACCACAAGGAAAAGCCAAGCCCGGAGGACAAGCUGCAUGAGCAGUGCAGUCCCUGGAAGAAGAACGCCUGCUGCUCUGUCAACACCAGCCAGGAAGCCCAUAAGGAUGUCUCCUACCUGUACAGAUUCAACUGGGACCACUGCGGCCCGAUGAAACCCGCCUGCAAGCGCCACUUCAUCCAGGACACCUGCCUGUAUGAGUGCUCCCCCAACCUGGGGCCCUGGAUCCAGGAGGUGAACCAGAGCUGGCGCAAAGAGCGGAUCCUGGACGUGCCCCUGUGCAAAGAGGACUGUGAGAGCUGGUGGGAAGACUGCCGCACCUCCUACACCUGCAAGGCUAACUGGCACAAGGGCUGGAACUGGACCUCAGGGUCUAAUAAGUGCCCGGUGAAGGCUGCCUGCCACCGCUUUGAUUUCUACUUCCCCACGCCUGCUGCUCUGUGCAAUGAAAUCUGGAGUCACUCCUACAAAGUCAGCAACUACAGCCGAGGCAGUGGCCGCUGCAUCCAGAUGUGGUUUGACCCAGCACAGGGCAACCCCAACGAGGAGGUGGCCAGGUUCUACGCUGAGGCCAUGAAUGGAGCUGGGCUCUAUGGGGCCUGGCCUCUCCUGCUUGGCCUGGCCCUAAUGCUGCUCCUGCUGCUCAGCUGAGCUCCUUUUACCUUCUGAUAUCUGGUCGUUCCCACACAGUUAAGCCCCACGGCUCAGCUCCCAUGGUGGGAGCUCUGUCCGACAGUUUGAAUAAACUAGU